Molecule: messenger RNA, 4895 nt
Organism: Lactuca saligna
Lineage: Eukaryota; Viridiplantae; Streptophyta; Magnoliopsida; Asterales; Asteraceae
Source: the annotation of a GenBank genome assembly
GAUAUUACAAUGGAGCAUGACGUGGUGAUUAGUGAAUACGAGCAUAAUCGCUGUAUAUAUACAGCGAUAAGCCUCAUUCCUUCAUCGAUAGGCCACUCGAUUGCGCGAUUCUUUGCUUCGAUUGUGUGCAUCACUGAUGAUCAAAAUUUUGUUUUUCCAAUUGUAAUAGUUCGCCAAAGUUUGGAUUGACGAGACUCGUUUGAUCUGUAUAUUUUGAUUUUCCGCCAGAUCGAUUCAGUUGGUAGAUCUGAAACGAAAUAAAAUGGAAGUUAUUUGCUUCGAGAAACUGAUGCUUGUCCGGUUCGAAGUGUUGGAAUGAAAAAUGAACGAGUUUGGGACUGGUAAUGGUUCUGUUUGAAGAAAGAUCGGUGCUUCGGUUUUUAUCUGUUUCAAUUCCGUGUGCCUGAGACUUCAUUGAGUGCCUUCGUUAAGAUUUUGUUUUACUAUAUAUCUGUUAAUUUCGACGAGUUCAUGACAUAGACGUUAUACCGAAGCUUUGCUGGAUCUUCAAUUACGUUCUCAGGGAGCCAAGUUGUGAAAUUAUAUCUACUUGCUCAACUGGGAUGUUCAUUUACACGUCUGUCUUUACUAAUGCUGUAGCAUGAUCUAGUUUCAGUAAUUGUGAUAUUUAAUAUCCUUAGAUAUUAGUUCAAAGGGUUAAACCAAGCGGAAACAGUUACAGAUUUACAGGGCAAAACAGCGUGCAGUGUUCUCCCUCUUGAGUAUUUUAUUCUUAGGGUUUUGUAAUUCUUCUCAAGUGUAACUACUCUAUUCUGCCUUGUAUUGAAUGCAUUUUGACACUGUAAUCCUUUUCCAUGAAUUGGGUUUAGAACAAUUGGUUAUGUCUAGAAGUUCCAUGUUUUUCAUGUUGAAGGAUAUGACUGCCUAAUCAGCUUCUGUAUACUCGAUAUAUCUUCCCAUUGGAACAAUAAGAUCCCACAUCUAAUAGUGUGGGACUUUGAAAUUACCUAAUAUGAACCAUUAUAGCAGUUUUUUGAUGUUAUGCCACAUUUUGAAGGAUGUUCUUUUCUUCUGGACUGCAGACUCGGCUACUUACUUGUGACUUGACUUGGAAAAAGGUCUCAAAGGGUUAUAGGACUUCAUAAAGGAGGCUGUGGAACUCAGAUAUAUUUCAUAUAGCUGGUGGAGAACUACUACUCACCAUGUCUUCAAAAGGGUUGGAAAUGCCUGUCUCCGGAUCUGACAAGUUGGAAAUCCCUGUUCUUGGAUGUCGCUUUAGUGAGAAGGCUGAACAUUUACCAAUUAAGAAAAGGAGAUUUGUAUUUAAAACUUCAUCUCCACCUCAUAACACUGCAUCCUCAGAUGUACCUGAAAGUGCUGCUGCAGCAUGUCUUGAUUCUUCAAAUCAGGAGAUCCAACCAAAACCAGCUGCAAGUUGCCCAUCUGCUGAAUCUUUGGCAGUGGCUUCCCUAUGUCAAAAUGGUAGUAUUGAUAAUAAAGUGCAUGGAGAAAAGUUUGCAAAAUCUAGUGAUGAUAUUUGUGGCAUAUCUUUAGGCUCAUAUGGGACAAAGAGUCUUGAACCUCGUGCCACUAUAAAACUUGAACCAAACAGUGUGAACUUGCCCAAUAUUUCUGCUAAAGAAACCGGAUUACAUAUAUCAACAGUUCCACUUAAAAAUGGUGAUUGUUUAUCUCCAGACAAGGCCAGAGUGGAUAAUUCCACCCUAGACAAUCAGUUAACAAGUCAAGGGCAGAAGUCUGCUGUUUGUGAUGAGAGAUUAAACUGGGACUUGAAUACUGUAAUGGCAUGGGAAGAAUCACCAGAAUAUGACCACAAGAUACACACAGCAUACCCUGAGGGAAACAACACCUGUAAGGAAGGAAAUUCUAAAGUGUGUAAGCAAGAACAGGUAUCUGGAAGCACAUCUGAAAACUUAGGCAAUAAAAGUUUAACUAACUUGAGAAGUUUACCUCAUACAAUUCAUGAAAAAGAACCAGAAGAACGCAAACCAAACAGUAAAAAUAUCAACAAACUGUUGUUUCCUGUUAUUCACAGUGCUCCUCCUCAUGUUACAGUCAACAAUAUAAAAUCCUUGCAUGCUCAAAAUCUUGAUAUUUCCAAUAAUGCUGUUCCUAAUAUUGUCAAAGUGGAGCAUCCAACAUGUGAUAUCUCCAAAAAUCAUGUGAAUCUGAAUCACAAGAAUGGUAAUGAUUUUGUAUUUCCUAUGACUGUUAACACAGGCUUUUCAUUGGACUAUUCUCUACCCCCGGGUUUUAAUCCUUCCAUAAACACACGUCCCUUGGAAGAAGAAAACGUUGUUUCAGGGAGUAAUGUGAAUCAUGCUAUUACUUCUCCACUACAAACAACCGAGAAUGAGAAUCUUAAUUUAUCACUUGUCACUGUUGCCUCUCUAGAAAAUGAAGUUCAUCAAAGUGGAACUAGUUUUGAAGAAGAUGAUAAAACUAAGGUCAAAAGAUUAAUUACUAGCAAUUGCAUGACCAUGGAGAAUUUGAUUGACAAAGGGAGUCCAAGGACUCCCCAAGAUGCUUACAAAGCAAUAAACCAGUCUACCAUUGGUUCACUUCUUGCCAUACAAUCAUCAGUGUUACCAGAAGACGAAGAAGGUCAACCUUGUUCUGAUGCUCUUCAAAUGGCAAUGAAGCCUGAAAAGUCAGCAUCAACUCCACCAUCUGUAAGUUAUAGCAAAGAAGCAUGCCAGGUGGGUGUGGACAAUGGUAUUGAGAAUUUUCCUAGUGACAUUCAAGGAAGUGAGGUUGAUAAUGUAGAGGAAUUCUCAGUGGGAUAUGAUUCUCAAUUUGAAGAUGGAGAAGUGAGGGGGGAAUCAAGCAUACAGACAUGGGAAGGAUCCGGAUCUGGAUCUGGAUCCGAGGGUGACAACAGAGAAAACGAACAUGAACACAAUUCCCAAUGUGUAGCACCAGAAAGCUCUUCAAGAAUAAGAUCCAACACUGAUAUCGCCUCCUCUCAAAAGGGAGCAGAUGAAAUUUCCAUUUCCAGUGUAGUUUUGGCAGAACAGGUAUCUAAUUCUACUGAACCAAACGAGACAAAUACAAGAGAAGUUAGCAUGAAGGAUGAAAGUGAAUCAGAUCAAUGGAAGAUGAAUGUAUCAGGAUCUGAGGAUUACAAUGUUGCCAAGAUGAAAGACAUGUCAAGUAUAAAGUUGUAUAAUAAAAGAGAAACAUCAACACCAACAACAACAACAACAGCACGUGAUGUGUUUAUUAACAGGGGUAGUAGAUUCCGUAUGCAAGGCCACUACAGUUCAAACAAUGGAGGUGAUGAUUCGGCUUCAAGAUCUAGAGAACCCGGGGUAGUAAGAUCGUCAUCCUUUAGACGAGGUGGUAAUAACAGAAAAUACUCUCCGCAUGUCCGUGCUAGUAACCGUGGAGGUGCGACAUGGAAUCGUUCCCCAGGAAGGGACAACAACCGGGAACCACCUUUGCCUUUCUUCCGCGAUGUCGACACUUUAACAACAAACGAAGUUUGUCAAAACGAUGAUGUCAUCAUCCGACCCGGUGCUCCGUAUCGCCAAUCUUUCAGACCCAGAUUAGUAGGAAACCAAGAGGAAGAUGAUUUUCGUGCGCGUUUGGGAUUACGUCCAGCUGGCGACACACACUUUGUGGGCCGGGGAAGAUCUUUGAGAUAUAAUCCGAGAGGCGGGGGCCCCAGGGUACGUUACAGUGGACCCGCAAACGACGGAUACAAUGAACAGUUGGAAUAUUCACAUAGUUUUAAAAGGCGGUGCUAUUCUCCAACAGAAAGGAGAGAGAAUCAGAAUCAGAAUCAUCUGUGUGGGCAUCACCAUUCUGGUUCUACAUCUCCUCCAAGAUCAUGUACUCGUAGUAGAUCGCCUAGAAUUCGAAGGCCGAGAUCACCCGAUUUCCGUUUUGAAGAAGUAGAUGGAGGAUAUAAUAAUAAUGAUAACAACUCGCCUCCGGGUAGUAGUACUAAUACCAGAUGGGUGAAAUACAAACAACGAACUACUGUUUUUAACAGAUCACCUCCUCCUCCUCCUCCUCCAAUUGGGGAGAGGUUAAGUUUUUAUGAUUCUUCAAGAAAAACAAAGCAGAAUGAGAAUUACAGAUCUGGGCAUCCUGGAAGAUUUUCUGAUGUGAUGGAUCAUCAUCAUGGGUAUAGGCGGGGUGGGUUUGUUAGACGGAAUGAAAUGGGUAGGCCUUUGAAACAUAAUAAUGAGUAUGAUGAGGAAGAUGGUUAUGCUCCAGUCCAAGGUAUGGACUUCCAUGGGAGAGGAAACCCUAAACCUUAUAGUAAUGGACCUGACACUAGGUUUCGUGACCUUCCAAGACGGGCUAGAGAAGAGAGAGAGAAUUGGUGAGAGGUAACCAAACAUCACAGGUCACCACCAAUCGCCACCCAAUGGAGAGAGAGGGAGGGGGGGUAAAGAGAAUGAUGAUGUGUCCAUCAAUGGAUGGAAGCUUCUAGAAGAGAGAACAGAGGUGUGGUUGGAAAAAAGUGAUGGAACUUUGAAAGGUUGUCUAUACUCUAUAUAUAUAGAAGAGACUAUUUCGAUUAUGUUAUGUGAAUCAGUCUCUCUCCCUUGACAAAGUUGAGACAGAAAGUUAGAAAUGCUGCUAAAGUUCAUCACCGAUAUAUGAUCCACUUAGGGUGCUUUUAUGGGGGUUCUUAAUGGGUUGUAACCAAGGCUUGUUUUCUUGUUUGAGUGCUGUAUGGAUAAAUGAUAUAUACGAAGAAGAUAAGUUUUCUUGUUAAGUGUUGAAUGGAAAGAGAAGUUAGAACUUAAAAGGAAACACAUCGGUAAAGCAUCUCAAAAGUCAAAUCCAUUCUCAAAACCCUUUUUUACAUUGGGUAUUUUUUUUUCAAGCUCCUAAAAAGCUUUAACAAUAUAUAUAUAUAUAUAUAUAUAUAUAUAUAUAUAUAUAUAUAUAUAUAU